Messenger RNA from Neohortaea acidophila, 1336 nucleotides. RefSeq lists its product as uncharacterized. Lineage: Eukaryota; Fungi; Ascomycota; Dothideomycetes; Mycosphaerellales; Teratosphaeriaceae. The transcript has 2 exons. The record is from RefSeq and is a predicted model, not a curated record. Bases 102 to 1205 code for a protein of 367 amino acids.
AGCUUGCGAGAGCCGCAAGCCAAAAAUUAUGGCGUGGUGCUCCAGCGUGCAACACAAGCUUUUCAGGAGAUUCGUUGCGUUUGCACUCGAUCGCAGACACAAUGGCGAUCAGCUACACGACAAUCGCUGUGAUAUCGGCCGUCAUCGCAGCUGUAACCUUCGGCAUCCCCUGGCUGCUGGCCGAAGUCUUCCCCGUGCAGAGCCUGUUGAAACAGCGCAAUGGACGGCCAACGGUGACCACCAAGUCGUACAAAGGCCGCACGGCACUGAUCACGGGAGCGAAUGGAGCAUUUGGCUCGAGAGCGGCAAAGCUGUUUGCUGAACGGGAUGUUGAGACUCUGGUGCUUGUCGACGUCAGGGACUGCACCGCGGUCAAGGAACAGAUCGAGGCCGAGGCUACAGCGAACGGCCGAGCGAAACCCAACAUUCUCCUUUGGCAAAUCGAUAUGAUGACCUUUGCAGGCUGUCAGGUACUGGCGAAGAAGGCCAAAGAGCUCAAGAACCUCGAUCACGUUCUGUUGACGGCCGGAAUCCUCUCGUUUGACCGCCGCGAAUCGCCCGAGGGCUGGGAGACGUCCAUUCAGGUCAACUUCUUGUCCAAUGCGCUCAUUGCUUUGACUCUGCUUCCGCUUCUACGGUCUUCCCCCGGCAAUCCUACCCCUCCGGUUCUGACCUUUGUCACAACGUUCAGCGUCUAUCCCGCUUCGCCUACGAUGGGCAUGCCGCGCACUGGCUCAUAUCUCAAGCGUCUCAGUAAUAACAAGCCGGGACUGGCGCAAGGGCAUCAGUACGGACGAUCAAAGGCACUGUUGCUGUAUUUUACCCGUGAACUUGCCGCUCGGGUCAGCGCGGCGGAGAAGCAGGGGCGUAUGAAGGGCAAAGCGACGGUCAACAGCGCCGACCCGGGCUCUUCCUGGACAGGCCUCACCAAUCCGAACCAAUCGAUGUUGAUCCCGAGACUGAUCAUGAACAUUUCCGCGCGAGACCCGGUCAUUGGCGCCACGGCGUUGGUUAAUGGUGCCUCCAGCUCCGCGAGCGGGCAUGGCCAGAUCAUGGCGGAUUUCGACAUGGACCCAUAUCCGCCUUUCAUGGAAAGGAAGAGUGGACGGUUUGCGCAACAGCGUGUGUGGGAGGAGACGAGAGCCGAGCUGGAGGCCAAGGUGCCAGAUAUCAAGGCUGUCUACGAGAUGCUGGAUCGGAAGUAAGUGGGGCUGGAGUCAGCAUGAAACGUGGUUGUUGAAGGACUACCAAGCAUCAUGGUGCAUUCUAUAAGGCUGGGUCAGGGUCUGACAUUGGAAUGACCCGAUUGCUCUCUAAUUCACCUAUUCACUCCAAA